CACAUUCAUUCACUCGAUGAUGGCGCCAUUGGAGAUGAGAUUCAAGAGCUCUAUCUUAUCCCAGAGGAGGACAUUGAUAGUGUGGAUAAAACCAGGCAAGCCGUUUUGCAUGGUGCCCAUGCCUUCGAUGUCAAUGUGAAUAACAAGCGCUUUGUUCCCCAUCUGGGUAUGGACUCGAUCUUUAUGUACGAAAUCGCAGACAAUGACUCUGCUCAGCUUCAGUCCAUCAAUCUGAGCCCAAUGGAAGGCGACGGCCCUCGGAAUUCCUAUGCUAAUAAGAAUGGGAAGCUCCUCUACGUGGUAACCGAGCAUACUCAGUGGCUUGAUGUUUACGAAAUUGGCGAGACUCAACUCCGGCAUGUCCAACGCGGCAGCGUUAUUCCCGAUGAUGUACGAGGUCAGUUCACGUUCCGAAGCAAUACCGUCCAACCAUCUCGAGAUGGCAAGUAUCUCUUUGCUUCGACCCGCAGUUGGGAGAGCCCCGGUGCCAAUGGAUAUGUUGCCGCAUUCGAGCUAGACGAUGCUGGGUACCUCGAAAGCGAAACGGCAGUGACUUUUUAUGAAGCUCCCGUGACUCUUGGUUCUGCGGGUGGCCUUCGCGUUGCGUCUUGGGAGGACAAGACCAACGGUGAUCCCAGCGGCUUGACAGAUUAUAUGUACCUCAGUGAUACAUCCGAGGGCUGGAUGUUUAUUCUGGGUUGGACUCCAUCGAACAAAACGUUAGACCUCGUUGCCUCACUCCAUUACCUAGACAACGCGACGCCGUACGAGGCUACCUGGUUGGAUUAG
Messenger RNA from Aspergillus nomiae NRRL 13137, 789 nucleotides. Its product is annotated as lactonase family protein. The record is from RefSeq and is a predicted model, not a curated record. The transcript has 6 exons. The annotation marks the transcript as partial. Lineage: Eukaryota; Fungi; Ascomycota; Eurotiomycetes; Eurotiales; Aspergillaceae. Gene Ontology annotation, molecular function: protein binding; 6-phosphogluconolactonase activity.